UUUCCGUCCUGCUUCUUUCUCUCAGGCUCUGGCUAGGUUGCAAAUUCUUUGCUGCAAAUUUCUAAAACCAUCUGUUACUUCUCUUCGAUAGCGCCUCUCGAAGCAAUUGUAAAGAUGAUGUCUGUCAGAUCGGUGCAGCCAGCGCAGGCGCUCUUGCGCGCCGUGUCUUCGACCGGUCCGCGACCCUUCAUUGCUACACGGUCAAUGGCCACUGUCCAGUCCGAUAUUUUCAAGCCCACCAAAUACGGUGGAAAGUAUACCGUUACGUUAAUUCCAGGUGACGGAAUUGGUGCCGAAGUCGCCGAAUCAGUCAAGACUAUCUUUAAGGCGGAUAAUGUUCCUAUCGAAUGGGAACAGGUUGACGUCAGUGGUGUGGACACCGGAAACAAGCACUCUGAGGAGCUUUUCAGGGAGUCAAUUGCAUCUCUACGACGGAACAAGCUUGGUCUUAAGGGUAUCCUCCACACUCCUGUUGAGCGCUCGGGACACCAAUCUUUCAAUGUCGCCUUGCGCCAAGAACUCGACAUCUACGCGUCUGUUGUGCUCAUUAAGAACAUCCCUGGGUACCAGACCCGACAUGAGAAUGUUGACCUUUGCAUUGUGCGAGAAAACACCGAGGGUGAAUAUUCUGGCCUCGAGCACCAGUCUGUCCAGGGCGUCGUCGAAUCACUGAAGAUCAUCACUCGUGCAAAGUCAGAACGCAUUGCCAAAUUCGCUUUUAGCUUUGCUCUGGCAAACAACCGCAAGAAGGUCACUUGUAUCCACAAGGCAAAUAUUAUGAAGCUCGCCGACGGUCUUUUCCGCAAUACAUUCAAGAAGGUCGCCGAAAACUACCCGACAUUGGAGACGAACGAUAUGAUUGUUGACAACGCGUCCAUGCAAGCUGUUUCUCGCCCUCAGCAGUUCGAUGUCAUGGUUAUGCCUAAUUUGUAUGGAGGCAUUCUCUCCAACAUUGGAGCAGCCCUCGUUGGUGGCCCUGGCAUUGUCCCUGGUUGCAACAUGGGACGUGAUGUCGCGGUCUUCGAGCCCGGAUGCCGUCACGUCGGUCUGGAUAUCAAAGGAAAGGAUCAGGCAAACCCUACCGCUUUGAUUCUUUCGGGCUCGAUGCUUCUUCGUCACCUUGGCCUUGACGAGCACGCUAACCGUGUUUCUAAGGCCGUCUACGACGUCAUUGGUGAAGGUAAAGUUAGAACUCGUGACAUGGGUGGCCAAGCUACAACUCAUGAAUUUACACGGGCUGUGUUGGACAAGAUGGAAUCCGCCCUUUGAAGAUGCGGCUUGUGAAAUCUUUAUUGCAAGAUAGAAUUGCACAGUACCUACCUUAUUGACUCGCUAAGCGUACACUUGUAUAGUUAAAUAGUUUAUUUAGAUUUUAUUGAUCUGUAUGAGCAUUCACAAUUCAACUUAUCUCAUUGA
Messenger RNA from Talaromyces proteolyticus, 1416 nucleotides. RefSeq names its product NAD-isocitrate dehydrogenase subunit I. Bases 115 to 1269 code for a protein of 384 amino acids. The record is from RefSeq and is a predicted model, not a curated record. Gene Ontology annotation, molecular function: magnesium ion binding; isocitrate dehydrogenase (NAD+) activity; NAD binding. Gene Ontology annotation, cellular component: mitochondrion. Gene Ontology annotation, biological process: tricarboxylic acid cycle; isocitrate metabolic process. The transcript is spliced from 5 exons. NCBI's taxonomy places the organism in Eukaryota, Fungi, Ascomycota, Eurotiomycetes, Eurotiales, Trichocomaceae.